AUGGCGAGGCCUUUCAGACAUCCGUUUCAGGAGUUUCAGUUCGACAUAUUCGACUGGUACCCUAAAUACCAGUCAUGUCUCCAUCACUUUGUCACCCAAGGGCAGCAUAGUGUCUCGGUGCAAGCCCUGGCAGCCCUGCUAAACAUCAGGCUCCCUUUUCAGAGAGCAGUAGGCAUCGCCCGGGGCUCUGCGCCCGAACAUAUGGACAGCAACAUCAGCCCAGACGGCGCGCCCGGGCACGCUGCCGUCGGCUCCGUGUCGCUCGUCCCGUACGUCCGCCGGCUCGUCGCCACGGGCUUCGACACGCCGACCAUCCUCCACGGUUUUUUCGGCGACGACUGGACCGCGGGGCUUGGGCCGAUUCACGAGGAGGAGCGGCGAAACUAUCUCUUCGCAGCCAAGAGCGACACAUGGCUUACGGUCAAGGCCGCAUACGACAUGGAGGAUGGGCAGACGGUCCCCUUCUUGCGCCCGCUGCAGGGCGUCACGAACAAGGAGAUCGUCAACGCCGAGAGCAAGUGGAGCGAGUGGCUCGCCAUGCAGGACUGGAUGCUCGGUCCCCGCGCGCCCCCCGGUGUUAGCGACAACCAAGGGGGGACUGGAGCGGCCGCCGACUGA
Purpureocillium takamizusanense is the source of this 618-nucleotide messenger RNA. RefSeq lists its product as uncharacterized. Lineage: Eukaryota; Fungi; Ascomycota; Sordariomycetes; Hypocreales; Ophiocordycipitaceae. The transcript has 2 exons. Bases 1 to 618 code for a protein of 205 amino acids. The record is from RefSeq and is a predicted model, not a curated record.